AUGGUCCUCCAUCCCGAGAUUCAGGAAAAGGCUCAGGCAUUAAUCGACCGAGUCGUCGGGCAUGAGAGACUGCCCGAUAUGUCAGACAGACCAUCCCUCCAGUACAUUGACCACAUUGUCCAGGAAGUUUACAGAUGGUCUCCGUUGGCACCGUUGGGGAUACCCCACAAGUCCCUCGAAAACGACGUCUAUAACGGCAUGUUCAUCCCUAAAGGGUCCAUUAUUUUUGCGAACUCCCAUGCCAUGACUCAAGACGAGAGAAUAUACCGGGACCCCAGGUCUUUCAACCCAAACCGGUACAAGUCGGUCUCUGCUGGCGGUCAUGGUGAGCCCUUGCCCCUUGGGCAGUUUGGCUUUGGCCGUCGAGUAUGCGUUGGACGGUUUCUAGCGGACAACAGUGUCUGGAUGGCUGUUGCUACGAUGCUAGCCACACUCAAAAUUGAUAAAGAGUUCGGUCCAGAUGGGCAAGUCAUUGAGCCUAAGGUAGCAUUUACCAAUGGUGGCACUUGGUAA
Molecule: messenger RNA, 513 nt
Organism: Colletotrichum truncatum
Lineage: Eukaryota; Fungi; Ascomycota; Sordariomycetes; Glomerellales; Glomerellaceae
Source: RefSeq, a predicted model, not a curated record